UCUUCCAUCGCAAUUCGUGGAUAUGUGCAUUUGAGAGACACGGUUUUCAUCGCUCGCCAGUGUGCCAGUGGGUGUUGAUAGAUGCGACAAAAUGCGCGGCACAAGUCGAAACACAUUCAACUUGAACUUCCCGCUACGGCGUUUUUUGCUGCAAAGUGCAAGAGCAGCUCGCGGUAGCCCACCGCUCGGACAACGGCUGUGCGAUGCGGAGAAGGGCGGUAGUUACAGUGGCGGCAGUGGUGGUGGACACGGCAGCAGUUCCAAUGGGGGAGGAAAGCAUGAUAAGACUGGAUCAGGCCAUAGCAGUAACAAGCACAAUUCCGACGCAUCUUCGCAACAUUCAGCAAACUCACCGGGCAAUCUAGAGCGUGGGACAGCGAACUCGAAACUCACCCCUAGCAGCCACAAAUCGUCGCACAGUUUGCAUAGUAAGGGCGGAAGCUCUAGUACGGCAGCUGGAGGCAACGGUACAAAUGCGUCAUCCACCGCCGGAAAAGUCCCCGACGAGUGUCCGUUAUGCUAUGACGUGUUACCUGCAAGCGAUGAGUACUAUCCGCUACUGAACUGCAAACACUACGCAUGUCGAACAUGCCUGGAAAAUUAUCUAAUGAUCCAGAUCUCGGAAUCGCGGACGGAUAUCAGUUGUCCACAGUGUUCCGACUCGAUGCAUCCUACUGAUAUACAAACGCUGCUUAAGGCGUUCCCAACGGCCAUCACAAAGUAUGAGGAUUUUAUGGUCCGACGGGUGCUGCUGUCCGAUCCCGAUUCGCGCUGGUGUCCUGGACCCGACUGUACAUAUGCCGUCAUCGCUACCGGAUGUGCCUCCUGUCCAAGAAUAUGCUGUCAGCGGCCAGGAUGUGACGUUCAGUUUUGCUACCACUGCAAGGCGGAAUGGCAUCCCGAUCAAACGUGCGAUGCGGCCCGUGCUUCCCGCCAAAGCCCAACGCGCGCCCUGUCCGGUAGUAUUAGAAAAAAUUCACAACAUAAAGACGAAAUAAAACCUUGCCCAAGGUGUCAGGUACUUAUCGUGAAGAUGGACGAUGGUUCCUGCAAUCACAUGGUGUGCGCUAUCUGUGGUUCAGAGUUUUGUUGGCUGUGUAUGAAGGAGAUCAGCGAUCUUCACUAUCUUAGCCCGUCAGGAUGUACGUUCUGGGGGAAGAAACCAUGGUCACGAAAAAAGAAGUUACUGUGGCAGCUUGGAACACUGGUGGGUGCUCCACUUGGGAUUGCCCUCGUUGCAGGAAUUGCCGUACCAGCGAUGAUUAUCGGGAUUCCUGUGUGGGUCGGACGAAAGAUACAUACGCGUUACAAGUCAGCCGGCAAGCACAAACGCAAUUUUGCCGUUCUGGGUGGAGUGACGGCAUCGGUAAUUGUUUCGCCUGUUCUUGCCGGAUUAGCAGUUGCCAUCGGUGUGCCAAUAUUAUUGUUUUACGUGUACGGCGUUGUGCCUGUAUCGCUCUGCCGGGCAGGUUGUGGAGAGGGAACGAAAUUUGAAUUUGACGAGGAAGAAGACAACGGUUCCCGAAACCAUGAUGCUGCCAGCGUGGAUGCCGUUUCACGCAUCGGAGCUACCAGCAUUGGCGAGGUAAGCUUAAGUGUGGCCAGCGGUAGCCAUCUCGGCGUUUCUAGCCAACACUCAGCAUAUGGUGCAACGAACCCGUCCACAACAGCCCUUGCUGGCAGCAUUACAGGACACCGAUUGGAAGUGCAAGCCGAUGUGAGUACUUCCGAGACUGCGUCGGCGGUGACUUGCGUUAGUGAAAAGUCUGGCAACACGCUUAACGACACAGCCUCUACCAAAGCGCUGGCCGGGUCAAUACUGAGCUACAAGCAGCAGGCAGAGUCUAGUGCAUUCAGCGAAGAUGGUGCUUCCGAAAGGGUACGCUUCGACAACACCGUAUCGUUCGUUAUUGACAGUAAGAAAGAUUCCUGUGAUUUCUUGUACAGCAUCCCAUCGGAUCAGGACACUGCUGCAGAUAAGGCAAGCUUGGGUAGCGGACGGUCCUUCCGCAGCUCCGAACGCUCAUUCCGGGAUGACUUUGAUUCUACCAGUGUGUCUUCAGCGCAUAAGCGCAUCAACUUUGGCAAGCUGAUUCCCAAGCUAAACUCCAGCCAGCAUCGUAAUCUUUCGAUCGACAGUACAACCGGUUCGUACAACAUCCCGGAGAACGUCAGUCUGGAGCAGGAACUGGAGCAGGAGGAGACAGCCGCUGGCGGUCAGCAGCAGCAAGUUGUCUCACCAAACUCCUCGUCCUCCUCAGCUAUUACGGCGGCAUCAUUGCGCAACGCAACACAAUCCCAGGCAACUCAUCUAUCCGGAGCAUCUGCUCUACCGCAGAAGACUGUUUCACUGGAUCCGUCUCCCGAGUUCGCGGUACGCCAUGCAGUGAAAUCGUCUACCGUUCCAAGUGCAUCUGGCAGCAGCAGCAGUAGCAGGAGCAGUUGUUCAUCCAAUGAGGCAAUUAAUAGGGCAAUUUUAAUAGAAAAGCCAGCACUUUUGUCUUCCUUGAGUACAGUUGUUGGUGGCUACAAGGAGGCAGCCCAGAAUCAAAGGAACGAAUCGAAACCAUUACAAUCACUUGAAUCGUCUCCACUAUCGACAGGCUCCUUAAGUGAUGCUUCUUCUCAGGAGCAGCAACAGCAGCAGCAACAACCACCACCAGUAGUAGUACCCGGAGGGCCUCCAAAAUCACGCACCCACAUGCUGCGCAAUCUGUUCUUUUCCCUUCCGAAUGCAUCGGAAGCGUCGGCUGUAGCUACGGAGGUGACGAUUGAAUCUGGACAUGCUAGUAGCACGGGCGCACGUACAAAGACAGCCCCAUUGACUUCCCCGCUAUCGCCAUCGUCCUCCUCGUCUUCGUCCUCCACUUCUUCCGCUUCGUCGACGACACCCACGGGGCCGUCCUCGGGCACACUAUCAUAA
Molecule: messenger RNA, 2923 nt
Organism: Anopheles maculipalpis
Lineage: Eukaryota; Metazoa; Arthropoda; Insecta; Diptera; Culicidae
Product: E3 ubiquitin-protein ligase RNF19A-like
Exons: 8
Coding region: 92-2923 (943 amino acids)
Biological process (GO): ubiquitin-dependent protein catabolic process; protein polyubiquitination; positive regulation of proteasomal ubiquitin-dependent protein catabolic process
Cellular component (GO): ubiquitin ligase complex; cytoplasm
Molecular function (GO): ubiquitin protein ligase activity; ubiquitin conjugating enzyme binding; zinc ion binding
Source: RefSeq, a predicted model, not a curated record